AUGGCAGUCACAGAGGCAGAGAUGCGUGAGAGAGUCAACAGUGUCGAUGCCGAUCUGCAAUAUGUAUUGCAGGAGGCCGGGGCAUCACUUGCCACACAGUAUGCAGUUUGCAACGUGCACAGCACACUUCGCAGAUUCCAGGCUAUCGCUGAUGAUCGUGCAGGUUCGCGCACGGCUGCGAACACAGACUUUGGAGUGCCAAGAGAUACGCCUGCAGGGCGUCAGCAAACGGCUGCUAUAGUGGCAGCGUGGGAACUUGCAAAAGAGAUUAGCUCCAAAGAAAUUGAACUCCGGGCGGAGGCCCGUGCACUCAAUCAGCCCAGGAUCUUGCAGACCCAGGAAAGGCAGGCCAUGCUGCGCGCGGUUUCGGCCGCCUAUGGCAAGCUCAACGAGGCCGAAACACCUAGUGCAGAGUACUUGGCUUUGAAAGCAGAGGAGACCGAGCAGAAUGAGCCGACUGCGGCACAGCUUGAUACUAUCACUUCGAAGCGAGAUUCUCAAACAGCCACCAUCCAGUCUAGUGUUGAUCCUGCAGGACAUUUGCGCAUCACGAAAACCAAGCAGAAAGUCGAGAUGCCUCAAAACUCUGAAGCUUACCGGAGAGUCUUGAAGAUUGAGGGUUACUCUUGGUUGGCAAUGCAGUCCAGGUAUAAAUCUAAGACUUGGCUUCAGGGCUUGACGAUGGCAGAUUUCACCAAGUUCGUCGACUACAUUCUCGGCGAGCGGGUCGCGGGCCUCAGAUUGGAGCAGGCCACGGGCUACGACAGUAGCCACAAUGCACUCUUCCGACCCCCAUGGGGGAUCGUGCUUCGCUAUGAAUACAAGUUGAGGAAAGAAGCUUUCAGGCUAGUGAACGAUGAAGGUCAGACGCUUCAAGAUGCUUUGGCAGCCGUGACUAAGGAUACCGAGCUUAAAGAAGUUCAUUUUGUCACUCCCCUAACCUUGACCGCUUUCCCCAUGCCAUCAAAGUGGACACGCAGGGGGGAGAAAGGUGACAAAGGAGGCUGCUUUGUGCUUGAGAGCCCUGAGGAUUUGGGUGCCACCAAGGCGCCCCGCGCCGAGGACAUCAUUCGCUUGUACGAAGCUUUGCCGAAGGAGGUGUCAGCCCGUGACCCUGAGGGCCGCAUCCCGAGCUCCUUCUCCACGGGUGCCUACAACAAGGGAGGCUUGACAGGCCUGAGGAAGGCAUGCCACGAUUUCCCGCUGGCCACCAAGUGCUUGGUCCGUUUUGUUCGAAGCAUGCGUCCUUUCCAUCCUUUCAGCACCAUCAGCAUUUACGACAAUGUGUGCACUGCCCUCCAUAAGGACAGCCGCAAUGCUUGCUGCGAGAACUUGAUAAUCCCUCUUACCCAGUUUUCUGGGGGCGAGUUGUGGAUGCAACAAGACCAGGGUGCUACACCUCAGAACUUUGGGGGCUCUGAAGUGUUUGGGACGGCAGUGCCGAUUCCCCCAGAAGGCUUGUGCUUCGAUGCUCGUGGCAUCUUGCAUUGCACUAUGCCUUGGAAGGGCCGCCGACUGAUUGCCGUCGCAUUCACGGUGUCGAAGACUGAGGAGCUGAAGAAAGCGGAUGCGCAGCUUCUUGAGGACCUUGGAAUCAAUUGCCCUUCCGCAAGCCAGUUGACAGGGAGGACCUUGGAUGCCGGGGAGCUGUCGUCGACGGAGAGCUCUGAGUCGGAACACCCAUCUGGUGGCAAGGACCAGCAAGCAGACGAUGUCUUCAGACCAGAGCUUUGUGGCAACUUCGGAAACCCCUUGAUGCUGGAGUGGGACGGGAGAGAGUCGCCUAUCACUGACGGCUAUGGCCUUUGUUCUCCAACGCGUUGGCAUCCUGCCUCCCGUGGAGCAUCGCUACCAGAGAAAUCAAAGGACCUGUCGAGACGCUUGAAUGGCUUGGUGCAGCAAUUUGUCGCAGAGCAGGUGCCAGAUUGCCAGUUGCUGGCACUCAAGUUGGCCACCGGACAGAUUCUGGAAUCGCCUUUCGAGGAGGGUGCAAUGCGACGCCUUCGCGAGGACUGGGCUGCACUUGUAUGUGAGACGGAUGGAGCCAAACACGAAGGUUUGCUGGAAGUUCCUGAUCCACAGCCUUUCUACCUUCGGUUGCUCUCGCACACAUCGCGCUUGCUGGAAGAUCCAGACUGGAAAAUCUUGACAGAGGGCGAGGAGUGCUUUGAAAAGGGUGUCCCAUUGGGCUACGACGAGACCAUACCUAGGGUCCCGCAGGUUUUCGAUCGGAAGGUCAAAUGGAGAAAACUUGAUGAGAGCACCUUCGAGGCUGUCAAAGAAAAUUACCAGAGCGCGAAGCUCACCGUUCAGGAGAUGGAGCUGAAGUUCAGGGAGGAGGAGAAGCUUGGGCGGAUGUACCCUACCACUUACUCCGCUUUGGCAGCCGAGCAUGGAGCGGACAGGGUUCGUAUAGCGGCGAUGGGGGCGGUCGCCAAGCCAGACGGCAGCGUCCGUCCCCUACAUGAUGGCACCCACGGGGUGAGGAUCAACAAUGGCAUUCGCUUGCUGAACCAAACGGUCGCGGGCUUCAGGACAGAUGCAAAGUGUGCCGACGGAUUCGUCGUGUUGGCCGGUUGGGAGCUAAGUGAUGACACCAAAAGUUCAAAAUGGUUUUCGCUGCGCUUGACACCGAGUGACGCACCAUACUUGUUUGAUCAGGAGGGGAAAUCACAAUGGGCAUCAGGCUCAGCCGAACUGCUGGCAACAUUGGCGGCCCUUCACAUCUUCGGAUACUUGACCGCCUCUGUGGACAGAAAGGAACUGGGCAACUCUAGAUUGCUCAAGAAGGGGUCCUCAACCAAGUGGCCCCUGAUGUUGAUCAACAUGCAGUUGUCUGACUUGCUUCUUCGCUCUUCCUUGAAGCUCCUCCUACGGUGGAGGCCACGCGAUGAGAAUCAGUACGCAGACCAGCUUACGAAUGAGAUUUUCACUAACUUCUCGGACGAACAUCGCAUUGCAUGCACAUACUCGGAUUUGCCUCUUGCGCUCCUGCAUCAGUUGUGGGAGACAAAAGAAAGCUUCGACUCAGCACGAAGGGCUCAGGCCGUGCUUCAGCAGGAUGCCUCGGGGCAUCGUCCUCAGAAGAGGAAGGCAGAGAAAACACCUUGGUAG
Molecule: messenger RNA, 3114 nt
Organism: Symbiodinium sp. CCMP2592
Lineage: Eukaryota; Dinophyceae; Suessiales; Symbiodiniaceae
Source: the annotation of a GenBank genome assembly